This is a messenger RNA of Schistosoma turkestanicum, 2159 nucleotides long. Lineage: Eukaryota; Metazoa; Platyhelminthes; Trematoda; Strigeidida; Schistosomatidae. The record is from the annotation of a GenBank genome assembly.
GCGGGCUUUCCGUUAAAAGUACGCCUUAACGUGGUUGCUGCUUUAUUUUUAGUUUUCGUUGCGUGGGGCCGGUGACUAGAAUUUGUUCAAAUUUCUUAUGAUGCCUAGCAAGUUUUCAGUCUUCACAUUUUGCGUUAGGGAGUUGAGCUCUCAUUGGAGCCAUGUUAAACUCGGACCUCCAGAUGCAAUUUUGGGAAUUACUGAAGCAUAUAAUCGUGAUGCCAAUCCUCGGAAGAUCAAUUUGGGGGCUGGAGCCUAUCGAGAUGAUAAUGGAAAACCGUUCGUCUUACCAUCUGUUAAAGAGGCAGAAUCACUCUUAUUGGCCAAAAAUUUGAACAAAGAAUAUGCUCCAAUCAGUGGUGUUCCCCAAUUUUGCGAUAUGUCCAUUAAGCUUGCACUUACUGAACAGUCUUCGCGAAUCAAAAAUCGUUGUAACGCUACGGUUCAGACAAUAUCUGGUACUGGAGCCCUUAGAAUUGGUGGAUCUUUUAUUAAUGCAUUUGCAGAACAAAAACAUAUAUGGAUGCCGACACCUACUUGGGGAAACCAUAAACCUAUUUUCAUAAACAGUGGACUUAAUGUGCACGAAUAUCGUUAUUACAAUAGUAAUACUUGUGGGCUCGAUAUAAAUGGUUUUUUGUCUGAUUUAUCAAAAAUUCCCAAAGGGCAUUUUGUUUUAUUGCAUGCUUGUGCACACAAUCCCACUGGUGUAGAUCCGUCAUUUGAUCAAUGGCAGAAAAUUGGAGAGAUUUUGCGGUCACGUGAUUUAAUUCCAUUCUUUGACAGUGCUUAUCAAGGAUUUGCCUCUGGCAAUAUUGACAAUGAUGCAAAAGCAAUACGUUAUUUUACUGAUGAAUUAAAUUUCCCAACUAUAUUACUUGCACAAAGUUUUGCUAAAAAUAUGGGAUUAUAUGGUGAACGUGUUGGUGCUUUCACUUUACUAUGUUCAUCUCCUGAUGAAGCUGAACGAUGUUUAUCACAACUUAAAAUUAUUAUUCGACCAAUGUAUAGUAAUCCACCGAUUCAUGGCGCACGUAUUGCAGCAGAAUUAAUGUCUAAUCUUGAUCUACGUCGAAAAUGGCUCAUUGAUUUAAAAUCUAUGGCUGAUCGUAUUAUAACAAUGCGUCAAAGUUUAAAAAAUUGUCUAAUCAAAGCAGGAUCUCAUCAUGAUUGGUCACAUAUCACUAAUCAAAUUGGAAUGUUCUGCUAUUCUGGGCUUAAUCCAUCACAGGUUGAAAAAUUGACCAAUGAAUAUUCAAUUUAUUUAACUAAAGAUGGACGUAUUAGUAUUGCUGGUUUAUCAUCGACAAAUGUCGAGUAUUUAGCGCAUGCUAUACAUCAAGUUACGAAAUAAUUGCAAGUAUGCAAUGGAAAUCUUUGUCUACUAUUUUUUUUUCAUUGCUGUUAUUAUUAUUAAGUUAAGCGUACACAUUAUGGUGAAAUAAUUUCAAACGUAGUUAAAUGCUUUGUCGUAUGCUUCGUCCAUUCCUAAUUGUUUUGUGGUGUGUAUCAAUGGUAAUGUAUAUUAUCAUGAUUAUUAAACAUAUUUGUUUUCACUAUAACUGAUCAUUUUGUUAUAAACCACCCAAGUAUAAACCGGUUUAUAAUCAUAAUAAUCAUUGUGCUUUUUUCCUCUUUUCUAUUUUGAUAGAAAUUUUUAUAGCUAUUUGCUUAAAACCAUGUCUAUGUAACAGCGCUUGCAAUAUUUUUUUUAAAUAAUCACUGCUUUUUCAAUGUAAAGUCUUUUUUUUCUACAUGCGUUUCAUGUUGUAACAUCAUACCGUUGACUUGAUUCUUAUUAUAGUGUACUUGUGAAGGUGCUAAAUUUCGACAGAUCUAAAAGAUUUACAGUCAAACAUAAUUGAUGAGUACUGUAUUAUUUAAAGUCUCUAACUAAUGCCUGCCUAAGUACAGGAUAUUGACUAGUGUAAAAGUUGGAUGGAAGAAGGUUAGAGAUGAGGAAAUCAGGCUACACGUUUACAAUGUAACUAAUGAAUCGUGAUAUCCCACCAGAAACACCAUCUUUAUUUUGUCUUCUCGAAUCAUAUUCUCAACACUUUGAUUUUAUCGCUAUCAUUAUCUCUUAUCCAUUCCUAUUCGUCUUCAUAAUCGUGUUGAUUACGACUGACUGAAUCGUUGCCUCAUAUCGUAACUAGUCG